Molecule: messenger RNA, 1683 nt
Organism: Effrenium voratum
Lineage: Eukaryota; Dinophyceae; Suessiales; Symbiodiniaceae
Source: the annotation of a GenBank genome assembly
UUGGCUCGUGAGAACUUGAGCUCCACGCGUGGAGCUUGCGCGCAACGCCGGAGCGCCAUGAGCGGAGGAGGAGGUUCCUCCGGACAGAACUUCUGCUCCAGCAAUGCUGGCUUCUCUGGCACGCCGCUCUGGAAGCUGAAGCAGCAAGGCCAGGUGCCCAACCACUUCCGGGAGCAUGAGCAGGCGAAGGAGCUGCAGGCAAAGGAGCUGAGGGAAGAGGAGGAAGCUGCCGCCACACUGAGGGUGGCAGUGGACGCCGUGAGCCUUGGAAGGGUGGAGUACAACCUGGUGAGACAUCUCAUUGUGAAGGAUCUCAGGAAAGUGGCGGCCCGCUCCAAGAUCACCUUGCCUACCGGAGGCCUUUUUGAGAACAAGGCCCCGCUGCAGCUCUUCGCCCUCUUCGAUGGCCAGUCCGCAGCGGAGACUGGGGCGAACUGCUCGGAGAGCUGCGCCAAGACGCUGCUGCCGAAGCUGCUGCGGAACAUGUCCGCCAUCCCGCAGGGCUACGAGAAUGCCACGUUCCUGAAGGCCUGCCUCAAGAAGGCCUUCGAAGACCUCGACAAGGAGGUGCUCAGGAACCAGCCCGGGGUGCAGGACGGCUGCGGGGGCGCGGUGGCGCUGCUGGUGGGCGAGAAGCUCUUCACCGCGGUUUGCGGCCAGUGCGAGCUGAUCCUGCUGGAGACCGUGCGCAAGGGCAUAAAGCAGGAGACCAAGGUGGUGUCCAUGGGUGCCCACCAGGGCAGCUGGAGCGUCCCGGAGGACCAGCGCUUCCUGAAGGACAACGGGGGCAUGGUCUACCCGGGGGAUGGGGGCCGACUCAUGACCAGCAACCCGCAGGGCAAGACCACGGCCAUCUCCAGGUCCAUCGGGGACCGAAACUGGAAGGGCUCCAUGGGCGGCGUGUCGGGGAGCUUGAAGCUCAUGCGCAGCGUCCCGGAGACGCGCUACACGGACAUCUCCUGGGCUGAGCGACAUACCGCCAUCAUGCUCACCUCCAUGCCGGUGUCUGCGCUGCCAGCAGACCAGGCAUGCAACUUCAUCACCGACUUCGAUCAGAAGCCUCGAGCUGCCAGCGGGGAGAUUGCCAGCCGUGCCGCUGGGAACCCGCAGAACGCCAAUGCGCAGUGCACCAGCAUCGUGGUCUACUUCGUGCCCAAGGACGACCGGGUUGCGGAGCCGGCCGCCAAGCGGGCGAAGAAGGAAGCGGAGAGCGUCCGCCUGCGCCACAUUGUGGUGCGGCACCAGGACUGCAGCGCGCCCUUCGACCCGGUGAGGAACGUGGCCAUCGGGCGCACCCCGCAGGAGGCAGAGGCUAUCCUGCGGCAAGCCCUGCAAGAUCUCAUCACGGAGGCCAAAACCAUCAAGCUGCCUGCGGGGAAGAAGGCGAGCACUGCCGCGCUGCAGCCGAGCCCAAAGUUCACCUCCCUUUGCAAGGAGCUCUCGGAAUGCCCGACUGCGCAGAAGGGCGGUGGCAUGAUCGGGGACCUGGGCUGGCUGCAGCCGGAGGAGCUGAAGAGCCGCUUCGGGCCGGCCUUCUCCGAGGCAGCGAAGAACCUGAACCCGGGGCAAUGGAGCGACUUGGCCACAUCUGAGAUGGGGAUCCACAUCUUCCAGCGGAUUGCGUGAGUCCCCCGGGUUUGUCCUGUGGAUGGGUGGCGAAGUCCUCUCAGGCACCGUUCAGAG